Messenger RNA from Sycon ciliatum, 3251 nucleotides. RefSeq lists its product as uncharacterized. The record is from RefSeq and is a predicted model, not a curated record. The transcript has 3 exons. NCBI's taxonomy places the organism in Eukaryota, Metazoa, Porifera, Calcarea, Leucosolenida, Sycettidae. Bases 205 to 2688 code for a protein of 827 amino acids.
CCGGCUACUGGCGCUAAAAUCAUGAGUGCUCACUGCAUUGACAUCAGUCAUUGACAAUGACAUUGACAGCAAGACGACUGAGCCUCAGAGAAAUUUCAGCCCUCACCAUCGUCUACACGGAUUUGAUCGAAGAUAUGACAAUAAUUUCCUUCAGUAAAAUGAAUCGUUCUGCUCUUCUUGGGCACUGGUAGACGAAUCGCGAUCAUGAGUGUCUUUGAAUCUUCUCGAGGUUCAGCUAUGUCGACUACCAUGCUGCUGGUCGCUUCGGUUGUCGCGUGGGCGAUGGUGACCGAUCAUUGCUCCGCACAGGCUGCUCCGAAGUUUGCCAAGGACCGUCUGAGCAAGCCGCCAGCACCGGGUGUUCACCCGCGUGUGCUGUUCAGCCCUGAAGAUGUGCCGGACAUACUGCAUCGCCUCCAGACCACCAAGGUGGGCAAGUGGGCAUGGCAAGCCAUCACCGAGGGCGUUGCCAUGCGGACAAAUAAAAGUUUGACCAAUGCAGGCCCAUUGCCAAUGCUGUACGCUGAGAUGCUCGCAGGCAAUGACACGGACGCCAUGGUCGCUGCCAUCAACGGCUCCGGCUACUGCGGGCCCAGCUCGUUCUGCCUGACGUCGCUGGGCUCCACACUGCUGUACGACUCGUUCAUCGCCUUGGUAACGGCAGACACGGGCAGGGCCAAGACCCUCGGCACCGGCCUGGUCGCCUUGGCCAACAUUGCGCAGAAGUUCCUGGAGCGGACUGACUGCGGCGGACGGCCGUGCGUGGAAGAGAUGAACUUCCAGAGCAUCUAUAUGCUAAUAGCCAACGACUGCAUCGGUAUGUCCUACGACUUCCUGGCAAACGCUAUGGACGAGAGCGAGAAGGCGGUGGUGCGCAAGUUGAUCGCCACGGCCACGGCGAAGCACUUCAUCGUGGGCAACGGCAAGCCGUGCUACGCGGUGACGAGCAACUGGGUGUCAAUGCAUCAGUUCAUGACAACCAUGCUGCUGUCUAUCGAGGGCGAGGAGGGCUACGACGCGGCAGUGCUCGCUCGCAACACCGUGACCAUGACGAACUUCCUGGAGUGCGGCGUGCAUGCCUCCGGAGCCACACACGAGGGCAUGGGCAAGAACUACCUGCACGUCGAGAGGUUCGCCGCGUUCGAUCGCCGCGGCAGCGAGCUGCUGCAGCACCCGCACUUCGUCAAUCACGUGCGCAGCUUCUACCUGAACAUGAUGCAGCCGUUUGGUUAUGCAUUCACCAUGGUCGACAACUGGGGCGGCUCGGACAACCUGGCCAGGGUCUAUGAUCUGGCGCCGGCCAAGUACUUCUACCCGGACGAUCCCGUCGUGGACUUUGUGUGGCGCAACGCGUGGAACAAUGCCACAGCUGUUGCACAGUUUAGCGACCUCGGCUACCCGCACACGGGAAACUCUCAGUUCACGCACGUCCCGAUGAGCGUGGCCAUCUACGCGCAGGACUGGAGUGGACCAGAGGACUUCGACACGGCCGCGCAGGCACUGGACGCCAACUUGACGUUCUUCUGCGACGAUCGCGGCCUGAUGGUGGCGCGCGACCAGUGGUCGCAGAACGCCACCUGGUUUGCGUUCCAGUGGCGCAGCGACCAGCGCUGGGCCGGCGGGCACUAUCACCCGGACCGCGGGACGUUCAUGCUGUCGGCCUGGGGCAGGACCUGGGCGCAGUACCCGCCCGGGGACGACGGCUCCGAUGCGUUCCCGUUCACGGUGGGCAACUACCAGCAGUCACGCAAGCACUCCGUGCUCCUGGUCGACGGCAGGGCAUCGGUUCCGGUCAACUACAGGGGUUCGGAUUGGGGUACGCCGGCGGGUAAGGGAGAAGAGUUCGCAGACACGUCUCUCGCUACAUUUGCAGCUACUAACCUGACGUACAGCUACACUUGGAUGUGGACACGCUACACCUCCCAUCUGGACUUGGAGAACGACACAUUCGUAACGCCGAACGACUUUGUGAUCACGCCAAGGACUGACGACUGGAUGAAGAUGAACGUGCACGACCUGGUCGACCCGAUAACGCCCAACUUCGCGCCUCCCAACCUCGCCCAGAACUGCUCCCGUGCCCAGUACAACCCGAUGGAGUACGUGUUCCGCACGGCAGGGCUCGUCCGCGGCAAGUUCCCCUACGCCAUGGUCCUGGACGAUGCCAAGAAGGACGACGGCGUGCAUCUCUGGGAGUGGCUGAUGCAGACACCGGACGACGUCGAACUUGUGGAGUUCAACGCAACGGACGCGAUACUCAUGGAUGCUGGCAGUCCUCCCGGUGGGGGCAGCCGCGGUCUGCUCAUACGCGUUCUCGACUACAGUCCGCCGGACGACUACUCCAGUGUCACGGCGCUACGACACGAGAACUACAAUCUCCGCACCAUCGGUGCUUCGCAUGGUUACCUGCACCCGGCGCGUUUGUUUAAUACCGUCGGCGGGCUCGGUCGUCGUAUCGUCGUGUCUACACGUGCCGUGGUGCCCAGCUUCAAGGUGAUGCUGUUCCCAUUCACCGACGAUAUCCCCCUGCCCAUCACCAACUACGACAAGCAGAAGAACACCGUCGACGUUGUGUUGCCGGGGCAACACGAUCUCGUCACCUUUGGCAACAACCCCGACGGCCGCACCACGGUUAAGAUUCAGCGGCUCUCCGACGAGGGCAACGUCGUGGAUGAAAUGAAGCUGGACUAGCACACUUGUGGAUUGUACAGUGCUGGCCAUGCAGGGAAGUCCAACCUCAUGAGUAGAGUAGCGUCGCGUUCGAGUGCACAGACCAGUAUGUGUAGUAUAGUGCUAGGGGCUGAGUAGCACCCGAUGUUAUUUCAUAAGAUAGGAUUUCUUUUGCCAGCUCUGUGCAAUGGUCACACAACUGUACUGUGAGAGUAGGAACACUCUUGAAACUCCAUUAAACAGCAUACUGCACAGGCAUUCCCCUCUCCUUUCAGAACUACAGUCAACUUCGCCAAUAACGACAUUCGGCGGGGCAUCAGAAAAGUGUCCUUAUUCGCGAAGUGUCCUUAUAACCGAAGUCCCAUUUGAAUGUAUGUGAACCCAUAUUUUGUAUAGUAUGAUAUGCAUAUCAAAAUCAAGCUCUUGUCUUGCUCUAUGUCAAUGUGUACUUUAUUUUCAUAUUGCAGUUGCAAGGAACUAAAAAUUCAAUAUGCAAGGGAAAUGAAUUGAAAAAUAUGCCUUUUUGAGCCAUCUACAGGGCCAGAGACAUGUAUGAUGAUUACUGUACAAUCAUGUACAACUAC